CCUGGCCCCCAUGGGGAGGAGAUUGGCCGGUGUCCUGCUCGGGGCGGCGUGUGCACAGCCAGAGCCCCGACACCUUCCCAGCGGACACGGGUCCCAUAAAUCCCCCAGCCCGCCGUGGACAGGGCAGCGGUGCCCACACCCCACGGAGGCUCCUCGGGUCGCAGCUCCUGGCCGGUGGCCGAGCGAGGCUCUCCCGCCCGCCGGCCCCACACGCAGCAGCCGUGCAGCCGCCCCGCGGGCCGCUGGAGGGGAUGGACUAUUCCUAUGAUGAGGACCUGGACGAGCUCUGUCCGGUCUGCGGGGACAAGGUCUCCGGGUACCACUACGGGCUGCUCACCUGCGAGAGCUGCAAGGGCUUCUUCAAGCGCACGGUGCAGAACAACAAGCACUACACCUGCACCGAGAGCCAGAGCUGCAAGAUCGACAAGACCCAGCGCAAGCGCUGCCCCUACUGCCGCUUCCAGAAGUGCCUCACCGUGGGGAUGCGCCUGGAAGCUGUCCGUGCAGACCGGAUGCGCGGAGGGAGGAACAAGUUUGGCCCCAUGUACAAGCGGGACCGUGCCUUAAAGCAGCAGAAGAAAGCUCUGAUCCGUGCCAACGGCUUCAAGCUGGAGACGGUGCCUCAGAUCAUGUCCCCGGUGCAGAGCGACUACAGCCUGUCCUCCACCAUCCACAGCAUCCACGCCAUGUCCAAGACGCUGCCGCCCAACCCCGCUGCCCUGACGCCCGUGGACUACGAGCGCAGCCCCUACGGGACGCCCUCCCUGGGAGUGACUGUGCCCGGCCACGCGCCGCUCCCCGGAUACCACUACCCCUCCUUCCCCAACCGCACCAUCAAGUCCGAGUACCCCGACCACUACACAAACGUGCACGAGUCCGUGCCCGCCUACGUGUACCCAGAGACCUACCCCAGCAGCUCUCCCCCCGACAUCCCCGAGGUCAUCCUGAAGCUGCUGCAGCUGGAGCCUGACGAGGCCCAGGUGAAGGCACGGAUACUGGCCUGCCUGCAGCAGGAGCAGGGCAAGGGCCGGCACGAGAAGCUCAGCACCUUCGGCCUCAUGUGCAAGAUGGCAGACCAGACCCUCUUCUCCAUCGUGGAGUGGGCACGGAGCUGCAUCUUCUUCAAGGAGCUGGAGGUGGGUGACCAGAUGAAGCUGCUGCAGAACUGCUGGAGUGAGCUGCUGGUGUUUGACCACGUCUACCGGCAGCUGCAGCACGGCAAGGAGCACAGUGUGCUGCUGGUCACCGGCCAGGAGGUGGACAUGUCGACCAUUGCAGCCCAGGCCGGCUCCAUCCUCAACACGCUGGUCCUGCGGGCGCAGGAGCUCGUCCUGCACUUGCACUCGCUCCAGGUGGACCGGCACGAAUUCGUCUGCCUCAAGUUCCUCAUCCUCUUCAGCCUCGAUGUGAAGUACCUGGAGAACCACACGCUGGCCAAGGAUGCCCAGGAGAAGGCCAACGCGGCGCUGCUGGAGUACACGGUGUGCCACUACCCCCACUCCACGGACAAGUUCCGCCAGCUGCUGCUGUGGCUGGCGGAGGUCCGGGCGCUGAGCAUGCAGGCAGAGGAGUACCUGUACCACAAGCACCUGAGCGGGGAGGUGCCCUGCAACAACCUCCUCAUCGAGAUGCUCCAUGCCAAGCGGACUUGAGCGUGGCCGCCGGCACCACCCGGCGCAGCCCCGGUGCCGCCGGCGGCGCGGCAGGGGCAGGACUGGUGCCCGGGGCUGGCUGCCUCCCACCCUGCCUUCCUCAGUGAUGCUAUUUAACCUCUGCUAUUGGAAACCUCCCGGGUGGUUUAACACACAGCAAGGACGGGUGAGGCUGCAGGGCCGUGGGCUCGGCUGCUGAGCUGCCCCAGCCCCACUGCGCACCCGGUGCCUGAGCCCACCACUUACAGACCCGGCUCAGCAGCACCAAGGAAGGGUAAAGCCUGUCCUGGCUUUUCUCCUAUUUCUGCUCCUCUCCUGCUACCCCCACCAGCUGUUUCUUCACCUUCCCAACCCUGCCCCAUGUCUCAGGGCCCCUCGUGCACAGGGCAGGGGAGAGGUGAGGUGAACCCCCUCCAGGCCGUGGUUUUGUGGUGGUUGGGGUGUCUCCAGGCACUGGGGGAGCACACGGAGGAGCCGCACAGAGCACUGGGGCUGGGCUGGAGGGGUUGGCCCUAUUCAGUCCUGUGACCCCAAGGUGCACAUGCUGUGUCCCACCGCUGCCCCAGCAAAGCAAGGACAGGCAGGGGUGGGCAGCGCCGAGUCCUCAGCUGAGGUUUGUUUUCCCAGUGCCUGCUGGUGCUGGAGGCAGCAGCUGUGGCUUUGCAGGCCAUAGCAGCCACAGUGCCCGGAGCUCAUGGGCAGCACAGCUCUGUCCUGCCCCAGCUGAUGGUGGCAGAGCAGCCGGGCAGGAGGGAGGUGCAGGCACGUGCCCAGGAGCUUGGGGAAGCUUGGGGAGCUCCGCAGCCCCCUCCCUGCAUUUACCGGCCCAAGUGCAUGGGGAGGGAGGAAUAAGGAUUUUCCUGCACUUGGUGUUGGGCCCCCACACCCCCUUCUGUGGUCUGCCAUGUCCCCAGGGGACAGCAAAUGCUGUGGCGAAGCCACAGGCAAAGAGCUCUCUGUUCCUCUCCCACCACGGGACAGGACUGGGAGCACUGGGGGCUGCAGCUCCCUGAGCUGGGACAUGUCGGACUCUCACUGCUGCUUUCUCUCCAUCUCAGCCAUCCUCUCCUCUCCUCUCCUCUCCUCUGCUCUGCCCCACCAGGCAGCCCCUGCCCGACCCUGGCUCCACGGGCUCCUCCCGCCCAGCCGGGGCUGGCCAGGUUUGCUCCCCAGGGCGGGUGGUCUCCCUGUGCCCAGGGCCCAUCACCCGCCGUGGCUCUGCAGAGCCGGUGCCUUGAGGAGCCACAGAGGCUGCGCCCGGAGCCGCGUGGUUUGUGAAGCUUGUUAGACGCAGAAGAGUAUGUUUGUCUCUGCUUUAACACCUUUGUGCAUUUUCCUCCUGAAGUCUGUGGUUUGGUUUCACCUUCUUCUUUUUGUGAACUCAAAGAACUGGAGAAAAUGGUUUGGGAGGUAAAGAUGUUUUAUUUUCAGAAAAUGAAAAGUGUCCUUAAGUGUCUCUCUCUCUCUGUCUCUCACAUCCUUUUCUCCCUCUCAUCCCUCCCCUUCCCCACUACUCCCCCUUCCUUCCCAGGCAGGAGGUUGCCAACUUCCUUGUCAGGAGCAAACCACUGUAAUAAAUUUUGCAGUUCAUUUAAAAACACAAACUUCGUCCUUUUUGACUGUCUUUCUGCCCCUCCUGGUUGGUGUUUCCCCAGCUCCCCAUGGGCAGAGGAGCAGUGCUUGGCUCCCGGUGCCCACUCCUGGGGUGCUGCCUGCCCUUGUGGGACCAGGACACUGCUGCUGCGGGAUUCAAGGCAUCGGUGCCUCAAGGUCUGGUAAAAAGUGCUGCAGGGAACUGCCAUAGUGACUCUGAGCGUGUUUUUCAAGCAAGCU
Neopelma chrysocephalum (saffron-crested tyrant-manakin) is the source of this 3485-nucleotide messenger RNA. It is a transcript of the gene NR5A1, whose product is annotated as nuclear receptor subfamily 5 group A member 1. NCBI's taxonomy places the organism in Eukaryota, Metazoa, Chordata, Aves, Passeriformes, Pipridae. Gene Ontology annotation, molecular function: zinc ion binding; RNA polymerase II cis-regulatory region sequence-specific DNA binding; nuclear receptor activity. Gene Ontology annotation, biological process: regulation of transcription by RNA polymerase II; tissue development; hormone-mediated signaling pathway. The transcript has 7 exons. Gene Ontology annotation, cellular component: RNA polymerase II transcription regulator complex. The coding region runs from base 252 to 1652 and encodes 466 amino acids. The record is from RefSeq and is a predicted model, not a curated record.